Pongo pygmaeus (Bornean orangutan) is the source of this 3325-nucleotide messenger RNA. It is a transcript of the gene PSMD11, whose product is annotated as proteasome 26S subunit, non-ATPase 11. The transcript is spliced from 14 exons. The record is from RefSeq and is a predicted model, not a curated record. Lineage: Eukaryota; Metazoa; Chordata; Mammalia; Primates; Hominidae. Gene Ontology annotation, molecular function: protein binding. The coding region runs from base 46 to 1314 and encodes 422 amino acids.
UCCGGCGUCGGCGGCCGCGGCCGGGGACGGUGUGAGAGCGGUAAGAUGGCGGCGGCGGCGGUGGUGGAGUUCCAGAGAGCCCAGUCUCUACUCAGCACCGACCGGGAGGCCUCCAUCGACAUCCUCCACUCCAUCGUGAAGCGUGACAUUCAGGAAAACGAUGAAGAGGCAGUGCAAGUCAAAGAGCAGAGCAUCCUGGAACUGGGAUCUCUCCUGGCAAAGACUGGACAAGCUGCAGAGCUUGGAGGACUCCUGAAGUAUGUACGACCCUUCUUGAAUUCCAUCAGCAAGGCUAAAGCAGCUCGCCUGGUCCGAUCUCUUCUUGAUCUGUUUCUUGAUAUGGAAGCAGCUACAGGGCAGGAGGUCGAGCUGUGUUUAGAGUGCAUCGAAUGGGCCAAGUCAGAGAAAAGAACUUUCUUACGCCAAGCUUUGGAGGCAAGACUGGUGUCUUUGUACUUUGAUACCAAGAGGUACCAGGAAGCAUUGCAUUUGGGUUCUCAGCUGCUGCGGGAGUUGAAAAAGAUGGACGACAAAGCACUUUUGGUGGAAGUACAGCUUUUAGAAAGCAAAACAUACCAUGCCCUGAGCAACCUGCCGAAAGCCCGAGCUGCCUUAACCUCUGCUCGAACCACAGCAAAUGCCAUCUACUGCCCCCCUAAAUUGCAGGCCACCUUGGACAUGCAGUCGGGUAUUAUCCAUGCAGCAGAAGAGAAGGACUGGAAAACUGCGUACUCAUACUUCUAUGAGGCAUUUGAGGGUUAUGACUCCAUCGACAGCCCCAAGGCCAUCACAUCUCUGAAGUACAUGUUGCUGUGCAAAAUCAUGCUCAACACCCCAGAAGAUGUCCAGGCUUUGGUGAGCGGGAAGCUUGCACUUCGGUAUGCAGGGAGGCAGACAGAAGCAUUAAAAUGCGUGGCUCAGGCUAGCAAGAACAGAUCACUGGCAGAUUUUGAAAAAGCUCUGACAGAUUACCGGGCAGAGCUCCGGGAUGACCCAAUCAUCAGCACACACUUGGCCAAGUUGUAUGAUAACUUACUGGAACAGAAUCUGAUCCGAGUCAUUGAGCCUUUUUCCAGAGUACAGAUUGAACACAUAUCUAGUCUCAUCAAACUCUCCAAGGCCGACGUGGAAAGGAAAUUAUCACAGAUGAUUCUUGACAAGAAAUUUCACGGGAUUUUGGACCAGGGGGAGGGUGUCCUGAUUAUUUUCGAUGAACCCCCAGUAGAUAAAACUUAUGAAGCUGCUCUGGAAACAAUUCAGAACAUGAGCAAAGUAGUGGAUUCCCUCUACAACAAAGCCAAGAAACUGACAUAGAGUAGCCGAAAGUCCUGCCGCCGCCGCCACCACCACCACCACCACUGCAGCAACAACAGCAGCAGCAGCAGCAGCGCCUGCAUAGCUCCACUCUGACCUGUGAAGGAAUGGGGAUGAGGCCAGGAGCUAGUGUCUACCACGGCCACACAGGGAGCAGUGUGGGCCCUUAGCCCCCAAGGGGCCUGCUGUGCAUGUGGUUUUUUUUUUUUUAAACACAGUAAACUAGAUUAGUCGUCAGUGUUUUAAUUGCCCCUCUUCUCCUCUCCUGCAUUCCUCUCCUCUCUUCUUUCCUCUCUGUCCCUUCUCUUUCCCCUCUCUACCAGGAGACCAUCAUGUCUCUCCGCCUUUCUCCUCUCCCCUCCAGGGGAGUCAGGCUGUCUGUGAAAUCCAUGAGCUUCUCUCCCUCUCCCACUCCUCCUCUCCUGCUUUCAGAUGGAUUUAUUCCUUUUUUAAACAAUGAACAUCGGAAAUGAGACUGUGGGGUGUGGUUUCUCUCUCUCUCUCUUUUUUUUUUUUUUUUUUUUAAUUUUCUUUGUUGGGUUUUUGAGCAACCUCAUGUCCCCUUCCCAGGGAGCUUCUUAAUUUACCUCUUAGAACUCAAGUGGAUGGGAAGUAGAGCACUGUGUGUCAGUAUGCUUUGUUUUCUGACACGAUUACACAGCGAGGCUUUAAUGCUAUUUGGGUAGGUGAGCUUCUGCACUUCUGUUGUGCUGAACUGUAUUUUCUUCUCUCAUCUCCUCUUUGUCUUUUUCUCUUUUCCUCUCCUUCCUGCCUUCUUCUGCUGGCCUCCUUUUCUCUUUCUUUACCUUCCUUGGAUUAUCCUUCCAGGUUUUCAUAAUAAAUUUAUAUUUUGUAAAAGGAUUUUGUUGUACCAGGUUUUGCAUCCUCACUGAAUCCGACUGGCUUUUAUUUUCCUCUCCAAAAUCAGGUUUUUGUUCUCAACAUCUUUCCCCAUCAUGUCCAGUCACUGUUUUGGUUUUGGCACCAUCAGUAUCAAAUGUACAAACGGUUCUUGCUAACCAACACCAGGUAUAUCUGAUGUUCAGAUGAGUUCCAAUAAAAAUAAUUUUUUUUUUUCAAAAGGUGUCUUUUCUUGAGUGCUGGAGGGCUUCCAAGCAAGCCCAGACAGCUGUGUAGCCCCACACUAGUCUAGUACUCAUCUGGCCAAAGCUGUUAUCUCAUUUGUGUAAUGGGAGUCCUUAAGGUAAAUUUGGGAUCCAAAUUUGGAGGGCUUUGGGGGCAAGAAAGUUGGUGUGUGAGUUCUGAAGUUGGAAAUGAGUUCAGGUGUCUUUUUCCAGGGCAGCAUGGUCCAGUGAGCACAUGUAAGUUUGGGCGGUAGAUCCUCUGAGCCUACUUUCUCUUCUACUCAGUGAGGAUGCUGCUUCCUUGGCAGGUGAUUGUGAUGUGAAGCUUAAUAAGUCAUAGAUGUGCAGGUGUCUGGAGAGUCCUGACAUGCAGUUGUGGUUUCGUUUCCUUUUGGAAUCUUCAAAGGCAGCGAUUUUCAUAUUGCCUCACACCCUUGGGGGGGCUCUGGGACCACUGGGGGACCUGCUAAAUCCUCUUCAGUCUGAGCAGUUCAGCCAUUGUCAGUUUUAGUAUUGUGUCUCUGUAUUUCACUUGCAGAAAGAGUUUUGCUUCUAUAAAGGACUUUAAAAAUUACUCCAAAGAGAUCUAGUUUUGUAGCAGAGGGGAGACGGUUUCUCAAACUUAGGGCAGUCCUGAGGAGCUCAGGCAGUAGCCCUUUUCUCGGUUCCCUUUGCGGGUCUUCGUCAGAUGAUGCCCUCUAGACCCGUGCUGUCCAAUAUGUAGCCGCUAGCCACGUGCAGCUGUCAGGCCCUUGGAAUGUGGCUGGUUCGAGCUGUGAUACACUGCAAGUGUAAACACAAACCAGACUUCGAAGGCUUAGUAUGAUAACAAAAGGAAAGGAGUGUAAAAUAUGUCAAUAACUUUUUUAUAUAUGUGUUGAAAUAUUUUGGGUAUUGGGUUAAAUAAAAUAUAUUAUUAAAAUUCA